AAUUGAUUUCUUUAUUUAAAGUACCAAAACAACGAAAUAUUAAUAAAUCUAUAUCAAAUACCCAAUUAUUAAAAACAGUUGAUGGAGUUGUAUCAAAUAAUAAUUCAAAUCAAACAAAACCUAGAGUUGAAAUACCAAAAAGAAAAGUGCAAAAUAAAAAUAAUCGUUUUAUUUCAUUUUUUCAAUAUCUUUUCUGUCAAUGUGUACCGAUUGGUUCAAAUGCAACAGUAGCACCUGCUAUUAAUAAUAAUAAUCAAACAAAAGAUAGUAACAAUCAUUUAAAUCAAAUUUCUACAAAUACACAAGUUGAUAAUUAUCCAAAGGAAAAUAUGGUUCUGAAUAAAAAUUCUUCUAAUUGGAAAAAAGUAUGCAAAGCAGUCUUACCAUCUCUUGGUAAAAGUCUUCGAACAAUACCAAGUGAAGAUGAAUUACUUGAACGAUCACUAUUUUCAUCUCAAUUAAUGGAACAAAUAACCAAUGAUAUUAAUUGUUUAAAUAAACAAAUUUAUUUAACACGAACAUUUAAAACUUUAUAUGAUCAAUCACUUACAUUUACUAUAUUUCAAUCAUAUUUUCAACGUAAUAAUUUAAUUCAAUAUAUUUAUGAAAUAAAACAUAAUGAAGAACACAAUCCUGAUUUAAAUCAAUUCGUAAAUGAAUUUCAUUCAUAUAGUGAUUUACGUAUAUGUGAAUGUAUUGAUCAUGUAAUGAGUGUUUAUAUUAAAUUAGUUGAAUAUUAUACAAAUCUCUAUGAUAUAUAUGAAAAAAUGGUUGAUGAUAAACGUGAUCAUUUACGUUUAAAACAAUUUGAUCGUGUUAUGCAUUAUCGUAUAGAAAUUUGUCAAUUAUUAUUACGUUGUAAUUGUUUACAACGUUUAUUAGUUGAAAUUACAAAUGCAAAAAAAUUUAUAGAAAAAUUUCAAAAUGAUACAAAAAAUCAAGAAGAUUUUAUAUAUGAAUAUCAAUUUUUAAUAACUAAAUAUACAUAUGAUCUUUUUCAAGCUAUAGUUUUACAACGUACAAGAGCUAUUCGUGAUUCAAAACAAUUAUGUGAACAAAAUUUAAGAGAAUUAAACCAAGCAUAUCAAAAUCAAAUUUGGGAAAAAUUAAUAUCAUGUACAGAAUCAUCAAGUUUAUCAUCAGCAAAUGAAAAAAGAAAACUAUUUGAACAUAGUAAAAUUGAAGAUUCAAAAGAUUCUUCACUAGAUUGUAAUUCCAAUAGUCAAUCAUCUACAGCAUCAAGUUCUGAUCCGCUUUGUCUUUUUGAUGGUAAAUAUCGUCUUGAAUAUUUAUUAUGUCAAUAUAAUCUUCUAAAAUAUGAUUUAUCUCGUCAACAAUCAAUUGAUUCUAUAAAUACUUUAAUCGAGCUACAAUACUAUACAUUUCCAUUAUCAUUUUCUCUUCCAUGUACAAUAAUGCUAGUUGAAUAUUUCUAUUGUCGAAUGAAUUAUACACAAUGUUUAACGUUAAUCGAUAAAAUAAUUCGUUUUUGGUGGUCAUAUACAAAUCCACAUGAAAAAGUUGAAUUUGCUAAAUUAAAAUGUCUAUCAUUAAUAAUCGAAUUAAAACAAGGUUCACUUAAUUCAGCUAUAUUAUCGGGUUAUUUUGCUAAACGUAUAUUAACUGGUUAUCAUGAAAAUAUAUUUCUUAUACAAUCAUGUAUACAUUUAACAUUAGCAUUAAUUGGUGAAAUGCGUAUAUCAAAUGUUGAAUUAAUACUUCAACAUUUAGAAUAUUUAAGUGAACAAACAAUGGAUUGUUAUGCGAAAUUAUGGUAUUAUACAUUAGUUAUUGAUAUUGCUAUUGAACUUGGUUAUGAAUUAUUACCAAUAACAAAUGAUUUUCUUGAAAAUGUAACAAAAUAUCGUAAAAAACUUCUUCCAGGUUCUAAUGAAAGAAGUUUAUUACUUGUUUAUAGUGAUUGUACAUUAGCACAAGUUUAUGCACGUUUAGGUUUAUUAAAUUCAUCAAAAAUACAUUUUCAUCAAGCUUUACAUCAAAUAAAAUAUGAUCAAAUGCAUCUAUCUAAUACAGAUUUUCGUUUGAAACGUUCAUUAUUAAAAUUAAUUGAAACACAAUUAUUACAUUGGUAUUAUAGAGAAGAACAAGAAGAAGAUACAACACAAGAUUAUUUUUUAUUAAAUUAUUUAGAUGAAUUUAAAAAUGAUAAAUUUAUAUCAUGGAAUAAAUCAAGAUUUUUUAUCUAUCAAGCUUAUUAUGAUAGAUUAAUUAAUGAUUAUAGAAGACAGAAAUGCUUUCCUAUUGCUAAUGAUUUCAAUUGGGAAAUAAUUUUAUGUGAAGCUGAAAAAGAUGCUAUUAAACUUGAUCUUGAAUGGAUAAAAUGUUUAAGAAAUGCAUGGAUACAUCCUGUUUCUGAACAAAUCUCAUUACAAGGAAGUUAUUCAACAUAUAUAGAACAACGUCGUGGAUCAAAAUUAUCAAUUAAACCAAAUAAUCGAUAUUUUAUUCGAUCAUCAUUAUCUCAUAUGAAAAUAUCGUUGACCAAUGAUAUGAAGAUAAAAAACGAUGAUGAUGUAAAAUCUAUAAC
Rotaria sordida is the source of this 2548-nucleotide messenger RNA. NCBI's taxonomy places the organism in Eukaryota, Metazoa, Rotifera, Eurotatoria, Philodinida, Philodinidae. The record is from the annotation of a GenBank genome assembly.